This is a messenger RNA of Mollisia scopiformis, 1495 nucleotides long. RefSeq lists its product as uncharacterized. Lineage: Eukaryota; Fungi; Ascomycota; Leotiomycetes; Helotiales; Mollisiaceae. The coding region runs from base 65 to 1495 and encodes 476 amino acids. The record is from RefSeq and is a predicted model, not a curated record. The transcript has 3 exons.
UCUAAACCCUCGACUCAACGUUGCCUAACAUGUCAGAAAAUCAGACGCCUGUCGUGAUGUUUUCAUGGCGGGUGCCGAAGUUCCCUCGCUCUCCCUCACGGGCGAUGAAUCCGAUGAGUCUUCGGUCGACGAGGACGAGAACAUGUCAUCCGAGAACGACUAUAACUCUUGUGAGGGUGAAGAAGACACUGAAAUGGCGAAUGCUGAACCUAACCCGCAUUCCGAAGAAGUCGAAGUGUCUAAUCGAUUUAAAGAGCUUGGCGAGGCUGUCAUCCUGGCAUUUCCAAAUACCGUCGAAUAUGAGGACGAUGAAACCAAAGACAUCUUUGACGACGGCUUGGACGAUGACGACGAUUCCUCAUCAGAUAGCGAUGUUAGCACGAUAUACGAAGAACUGAGCGAGCCUGAUGCAAUGGUUCAAGUUGUGAAAAUUCCUGCGUCUUCUCUAUUGCAAGAUGACGAUGAAGAUGAACAUGAUGACGACGACGAAGAAAGGUUGGCGAGCAAUGUUCCCGAUGAUAUAUACGAGACCGAACAAGAUUGGACCGAGGGAGAGACUGAGGAGUCCACCUCCAACGCUGGCAUAGUUCAGCCAGAAACCUCCACAGCACCUUUGAAUCGCGUAUUGCUGUUCGCUGAUAUCGAAAACCACCGCUACAAUGAACUGAGCAGAGAAAAGUUAAUCGAAAAUGUCAAUACUUGGAAGUGGUCAGUAUUGGAAUUGGAGGAGAUGAAGAAGCGCAUCGAACAGCAACUAAUAGCGGCCGAAGCAAAAGUUGAAGAGGCAAUAGUUGAUAUGAACGAGAAAGAGGAAGAAUUUUCUUCAAUACUAACAAAAUCUGGCAUCUCUCAAGAACUCUACAAGGCUUACGAAGCUUUCUGCACUUCUUUGGAUCCAGAGUUCGGACAGCGAGGAGGAUUCUCCAUUACUUGCUCGUCUAACCACGGAAAUUGCUACACCAAAUACGAUCCGGAAUUUGCCCUUUUUAAAGAGCACAUUGAAACUCCUUACGAUCAUUACAACUUUCGAUGUGGAGCCUCAGUGUUCAAGCACAAUGCGCGAUCUCACACAAGUGGCGGCAUAAUCAUAUGUGAUGAACCUACCGCUACGUGUAAAAAAUUGCACGAUCCGGGAGAAUACGUUGUGGAGUUCUGGCCCAUCAAAUGUCCUGAGCCUGUAACGGGCAUUGAGUCAACCUGGGGCGAGCAAUAUCCUGAGCUUUACAGUCUUGCCAAUGCUGCUGUUCGUGCAGGCUCCGAAGCCGCAAUGGACAUGCUCGUAUGCCUACCAGAUAUGAAUGCUACAUUUAAUGGAGGCUGGAUGUUUGACUACACGUACGAGGAUUCACUGAAAGAUUCUCCAAUCAUCGGGAAGCGGUGGAGGUUCAGAAGUGUGCACAAAAUCGACAGACCCUGCUCUACGAAGGAGAAAUGCCAAAGACUGGAAUUAGCUUUGAGGCCCGAGAAUGUCCGUCCAACUGAAGGAACACUCUGA